This is a messenger RNA of Pedinophyceae sp. YPF-701, 1557 nucleotides long. NCBI's taxonomy places the organism in Eukaryota, Viridiplantae, Chlorophyta, Pedinophyceae. The record is from the annotation of a GenBank genome assembly.
AUGGGCAACCCGGAGGAGCCCGGGGCGAUGACGGGCACGGGAUCGGGCGGCCUCGCCAGCAACAGAUUCUCUGCAGACACGAGCCAGCUCCGGGUCCCUGAGUCAGACCAGUCCCACACCACGACCGCGGACGGUAUCGGUAGCGAGGGGAGAGGCGCGAGAGGCCACCCCAUGCAGGGCGACCCGCGCUACUUCGUGCUGCAGCCCGACCGCACGCCGGUCGUCCGCGGCGCAGAGCUCCACCCCCUCGCAGUGCCCGCCGACCUCGCGCUCGUUCCUGGGCCCGCGGGCCGCGCCCCAGAGGCGCAGCAGGACGACGGCGCGUGCGACGACGACGGGGACCCGUGCUCCCCGGGCCUGUCCUCGAUCGACGCGCCGGACAUCGACGACGUCCCCAUGCCGCUGCCGCCAGUUCCGACCACGCCGCCUGCGCCACCGGCGGCGCCCGGGGUCGUCGACGAGGCGGCUGGGGACACCCCCCCGACGGAGGGGCGCGACGUGCGGGUCCCGGAGCCGGUUCAGGAUCAGCUGCAGCACGCGCUGGAUCAGGUCGAGAGGAACAUGCAGGAAGGGGUCGACGCGGGGCUCGCCGACCUCGUGCUGGCCGCAGGCGGCGCUCUGAUGCAAAGCGGCGGCGCGGCGGCUGCAGUGCCGCCUCCGGCCAACGCCGGGGCGGGCCCUGGCGGCAGCAAGGAGGCGGCGACGGACGUGGACCAUCCGUUGCGCCCACCUGCUCCGUCUGACCGGCAGGCGGAUGGCGUCAGGGGGACUGAGUCAGCCGGCAGUCCCCUGGAGGGGUCUGCCGGCGCGAGUCCGGCGGCUGCGCGGGGCGCGGGCGUCGAGGACGUGUCGAUCACUCUGCAGGAAGAGGCGAGCAGGGCGUCGCUGACUCCGGUGCCCGUGUCGGACGCGCACCGCGCCCCGUCGCCGGCGUCUGCCAGGGCGAGCAUGGCGGCACUGUCGGGGCACUCCUCGGCGCGCACGAGCCAGCACACGGCGAAGAAGCAGAAGAAGAAGACCCCGUUCACGCGCUGGGUGCCCGUCGUGCCGCGCGGCGCCGACGGCGCGGCCCCCCAAGGUGCUGCGCCCGCGGGCUCGCCAGACAGCUUCUCCCUGCACGAGUUCCCGGGGCUGAUGUUCGACGACGGCAUCGACUCGUGCGGGCGCCCCGUGGUCGUGCUCGACUUCGCGGCGUUCCCCAGGGGGAGUCUGUUCACGUCAGGCAUGGCCGAGUGCGUGCGGCGCAUCGCCCCGCUCGCCUACUCGGGGGACUACGUGCUCGUCAUCGUCGGGUCCCCGGGACACUCCCUCCCCCUGUCCUACGCGCUGUCCGCGUACACCAGCCUGUCGCGCCCCAUCCGCAAGAACAUCAAGCACCUGGUUCUCGUCCGGCCGUCGUGGACGCUGCGAUGGGUGAUCAAGCUGCUGUCUCCGUUCGCCAAGGCCAAAGGGCGCGCGAAGCUCAAGGUUGUGCCGACGUUGGAGGAGCUCGGCUGGGCCACGGAGGGCGAGGUCCUGCCCUCGCAGCUCGGCGGCUUCAACGCCCCCCGGAUGUGA